Ruditapes philippinarum (Manila clam) is the source of this 488-nucleotide messenger RNA. RefSeq lists its product as uncharacterized. The transcript is spliced from 3 exons. The record is from RefSeq and is a predicted model, not a curated record. Bases 66 to 488 code for a protein of 140 amino acids. NCBI's taxonomy places the organism in Eukaryota, Metazoa, Mollusca, Bivalvia, Venerida, Veneridae.
GUAUGCUACUAUUUAAAUGAAGUUUGUAAACCCGUUUUAUAGUUACUCCCUUAAAAGCAUGCCGUAUGAGAAUUAGUAGACUCUGCACAGAGGUUCCCUUAUUGUUGAACAUGUAUUUUGCUAUUGUGUGUCACUUUUAUAUCUUAACAGUAUUAGCUGGAGGAACGAAUGACAAAGACGGAAGAACAGAAACUCAUAUUGAAGGACUGGAUUAUUUUUACAACUCGGCAACAGGAAAGAACGAAUCGUGUUCCGACAGAUGCGACAUUCCAUCCUUAUAUGAAUAUACUUGUGGUCAAAAGUGUAAACUCUACGUUCCACAACAAAGAGUAACAUUUCCACCUACAAAAAGCUUCCAGGAAUAUAUUCAAGACAUUCAGGACCCAAUCUUUUUCUUUCCUAGGGAUAGCUUGGGCCCCGUUAUAGUGGGAUGUCUCAUUUUAAAUGCUUUUGGGGAAAAAAGUUUGACAACUGAUCUUUUAGGUUGA